UUCACAGUGAAAAUUCAGAUUGUUCGAAACACGAUUUGGAAAGUAACAAAAUUUCAAGAGCGCCUAUUAUUUUGCUCAGAACGACCACCUAACUCUUGGUGUUUAAGUCUACAGUUUUAGUCAAGCUUUUAAAACUGUAGGUCGAGUGGUGCUCGUUGGGGUCAGGAUGGAAAAUAUCAGCGAUGAUGAACUGCGGUCAGCUUUGUCUAGAUAUUUAGAUGUUGUUCCACCAGUGACAGAAUCAACUCGAGCAACUUUGAUCGCUAAGCUGAAAAAGUGCAUAUCAAAUGGUUCUGAGAGUUUAUUAAAGGAUACUCCACAAAACGUCGUAGAUAAUCUUGUCAACGUAACAGAAGAUAGACCAAUACAGACUUUAAUUUCCGACAAUAAUCAUGAAUCACCGAAAUAUGAGACGACUGAGGUACUUCAGAGACCCUUGUCUACUAAAGAACUGUCUGCAAGUUUUAUGAAUGGGUUACCAGUACAAAACCACUCAUCACCCAUACUAGAAUGUGUUUCUCGACUUCCAAGUUAUCGUCGUCGAUCUAUACAUCCAGACCGACCAGGAAUAGAUGACCCCUACGCUGAUGAUUUGGCUUGGUUUCCAUCGUUAUCAUCAACAAAAUGUCGUGAACCGCCCAACAAACAAAAGACGUUUCACAACACGAAAGGAAUCAUCAGGGAAAAUCUUAUAAAAUCUUUUUUGUAUGUCAUCAUUGGUUUGAUGUCUGUCAUUCUCGAUUGUUGCUUUUCCUCCCUCUCUAAAUUAACGAAUGCCGUAUCCACUUGUAUACCAUCUUUACGGAUCUGUCUUUGUGUCAUUUUAUUUGGAUUGCUUUUAUGUGGACUGUAUAAGCUUCUACUCGGGGAUCCAUUUUAUCAUAAUCCCGUGGAAGAUCUAUAUAACAUCAUACGGUUUCCUUUUGUUAAGUAGGCAUUGUUUAUUUUAUACUGGGAUGGCUUUGUAGUCCCGGUUCAACAUAUUUUAGUGUAUUUUUUAAAAUAGUUCUUUUUAACCGUUUUGUACCAUACUGUUUACUUUUGUAUAUGUACUCAGUGUAAUAAAAUAUGAAUGUUCUGGUGU
Messenger RNA from Schistosoma mattheei, 1084 nucleotides. Lineage: Eukaryota; Metazoa; Platyhelminthes; Trematoda; Strigeidida; Schistosomatidae. The record is from the annotation of a GenBank genome assembly.